This is a messenger RNA of Callithrix jacchus (white-tufted-ear marmoset), 12662 nucleotides long. RefSeq names its product C-type lectin domain containing 16A (gene CLEC16A). The record is from RefSeq and is a predicted model, not a curated record. Gene Ontology annotation, cellular component: Golgi apparatus; late endosome. Gene Ontology annotation, biological process: endosomal transport; regulation of autophagosome maturation; vacuolar transport. Lineage: Eukaryota; Metazoa; Chordata; Mammalia; Primates; Cebidae.
CAUUUCCCAGCGCCCCACGCGGCGGCGGCCGUAAAGCGCGGCGGUCGAACGGCCGGUUCCGGCUGAAUGUCAGUGCGGGGCUGUGGGCCGGGGAGGAAGGUGGCCGGCGGUUCCUCUAUCACCUCCGCCGCCGCCGCCUCCUCCGCCUGUGCUGCCGCCGCUGGCCCUGGGCCGCUCGGCCGGUUGGGCAUGACGCCGUGAGACGAGAGACGGGUCGGGACGCCGACAUGUUUGGACGCUCGCGGAGCUGGGUGGGCGGGGGCCAUGGCAAGUCUUCCCGCAACAUCCACUCCUUGGACCACCUCAAAUAUCUGUACCAUGUUUUGACCAAAAACACCACAGUCACAGAACAGAACCGGAACCUGCUAGUGGAGACCAUCCGCUCCAUCACCGAGAUCCUCAUCUGGGGAGAUCAGAAUGACAGCUCUGUAUUUGACUUCUUCCUGGAGAAGAAUAUGUUUGUUUUCUUCUUGAACAUCCUGCGGCAAAAGUCGGGCCGUUAUGUGUGUGUUCAGCUGCUGCAGACCUUGAACAUCCUCUUUGAGAAUAUCAGUCACGAGACCUCACUUUAUUAUUUGCUCUCAAAUAACUAUGUAAAUUCUAUCAUCGUUCAUAAAUUUGACUUUUCUGAUGAGGAGAUUAUGGCCUAUUAUAUAUCGUUCCUGAAAACACUUUCGUUAAAACUCAACAACCACACUGUCCAUUUCUUUUAUAAUGAGCACACCAAUGACUUUGCCCUGUACACAGAAGCCAUCAAGUUUUUCAAUCACCCUGAGAGCAUGGUUAGAAUUGCUGUAAGAACCAUAACUUUGAAUGUCUAUAAAGUGGAUAACCAGGCCAUGCUGCACUACAUCCGGGAUAAAACUGCAGUUCCUUACUUUUCCAAUUUGGUCUGGUUCAUCGGGAGCCACGUGAUCGAACUUGAUGACUGCGUGCAGACAGAUGAGGAGCACCGGAAUCGGGGCAAACUCAGUGACCUGGUGGCAGAGCACCUAGACCACCUGCACUAUCUCAAUGACAUCCUGAUCAUCAACUGCGAGUUCCUCAACGAUGUGCUCACAGACCACCUGCUCAACAGGCUCUUCCUGCCCCUCUACGUUUACUCACUGGAGAACCAGGACAAGGGAGGAGAACGGCCGAAAAUUAGCCUGCCGGUGUCUCUCUAUCUACUGUCACAGGUCUUCUUAAUUAUACAUCAUGCACCGCUGGUGAACUCAUUAGCUGAAGUCAUUCUGAAUGGUGAUCUGUCUGAGAUGUAUGCUAAGACUGAACAGGAUGUUCAGAGAAGUUCUGCCAAGCCCAGCAUUCGAUGCUUCAUUAAACCCACCGAGACGCUUGAGCGGUCGCUUGAGAUGAACAAGCACAAGGGCAAGAGGCGUGUGCAAAAGAGACCCAACUACAAAAACGUUGGGGAAGAAGAAGAUGAGGAGAAAGGGCCCGCUGAGGAUGCCCAAGAAGACGCCGAGAAGGCUAAAGGUACAGAGGGUGGUUCAAAAGGCAUCAAGACGAGUGGGGAGAGUGAAGAGAUCGAGAUGGUGAUCAUGGAACGUAGCAAGCUCUCAGAGCUGGCCGCCAGUGCCUCCGUGCAGGAGCAGAACACCACCGACGAGGAGAAGAGUGCCGCUGCCACGUGCUCUGAGAGUGCACGGUGGAGCAGACCCUUCCUGGAUAUGGUGUACCACGCUCUGGACAGCCCGGAUGAUGAUUACCACGCCCUGUUUGUGCUCUGCCUCCUCUACGCCAUGUCUCAUAAUAAAGGCAUGGAUCCUGAGAAAUUAGAACGAAUCCAGCUCCCAGUGCCAAAUGUGGCAGAGAAGAACACCUACAACCAUCCGUUGGCUGAAAGGCUCAUCAGGAUCAUGAACAAUGCUGCCCAGCCAGAUGGGAAGAUCCGGCUGGCGACACUGGAGCUGAGCUGCCUGCUUCUGAAGCAGCAAGUCCUGACAAGUGCUGGCUGCAUCAUGAAGGAUGUACACCUGGCCUGUCUGGAGGGUGCGAGAGAAGAAAGUGUUCACCUUGUACGACAUUUUUAUAAGGGAGAAGACAUUUUUUUGGACAUGUUUGAAGAUGAGUACAGGAGCAUGACAAUGAAGCCCAUGAAUGUGGAAUAUCUCAUGAUGGAUGCCUCCAUCCUGCUGCCCCCAACAGGCACGCCGCUGACGGGCAUUGACUUUGUGAAGCGCCUGCCAUGUGGCGAUGUGGAGAAGACCCGGCGGGCCAUCCGGGUGUUCUUCAUGCUGCGUUCCCUGUCACUGCAAUUGCGAGGGGAGCCUGAGACACAGUUGCCGCUGACUCGGGAGGAGGACCUGAUCAAGACUGACGAUGUCCUGGAUCUGAAUAACAGCGACUUGAUCGCGUGCACCGUGAUCACCAAGGAUGGCGGCAUGGUCCAGCGAUUCCUGGCUGUGGAUAUUUACCAGAUGAGCUUGGUGGAGCCUGACGUGUCCAGACUUGGCUGGGGAGUGGUCAAGUUUGCAGGCCUUCUGCAGGACAUGCAAGUGACUGGAGUGGAGGAUGACAGCCGUGCACUGAACAUCACCAUCCACAAGCCUGCAUCCAGCCCCCAUUCCAAGCCCUUCCCCAUUCUCCAGGCCACCUUCAUCUUCUCUGACCAUAUCCGCUGCAUCAUCGCCAAGCAGCGCCUGGCCAAAGGCCGCAUCCAGGCAAGGCGCAUGAAGAUGCAGAGGAUAGCUGCCCUCCUGGACCUCCCAAUCCAACCCACCACUGAAGUCCUGGGGUUUGGACUCGGCUCCUCCAGCUCCACUCAGCACCUGCCUUUCCGCUUCUACGACCAGGGGCGCCGGGGCAGCAGCGACCCCACCGUGCAGCGCUCCGUGUUUGCAUCUGUGGACAAAGUGCCAGCCCUGCUGACUGCCUCAGUAGAGAGGCAGCCCAGAUGGCCACCACUGAGCUUGCUAGUGCCUUGGCUGAGAGACUGUUCUGGAACUCUUUGCUUGCUAAUGUACAGAUGGUUUUCAAAUAUAGUGCUUAAAAUCCAACAGGAUUUAUCCAUGGAUAAAGGGCUAUAGGCUAAAAGAUUCUGCAAGUUCCCAGCUAUUUUUGUAUGUUGGACAUGUUAUCCCCUGAAAAGCAACCAGAAAUAAAAAGUCUUCAAGUGUUGUGAAGUGUAGCCCAGUCAGUGAUGUGGGGGUUGCCCAUGGUGGCGGCUCAGGCUUGGCCCAGGGAGGCCACAGGAACAUCCCUUCCCCAGGUGCCUGAUGAGUAGACCUGCCCCCUGGGCUGGACAGGAAGAGGCUUCUUCAGCAUCUGCACAGGAAGAAAAUCAGAAAUCACCAUUUGGGGGCGAGUCCCUAAUUGCCCCCAAAGCAUAGAGCUUUGUGCACUGAAACAGUAAAUCAUUUGAGACUCAUUAAAGAGAUACUGACAAGGGAGUCCCUAAGCAAAUAACUGAAGCCUUCCCAAACUUCAGGGUCCUAGCAGUGAGGGAGGGAACUUCUGGAGGCCCCCAAGGGUCCUGCAGGCUCAUGGCAUCACUGCCAUCUGAACCCUGCCCACAUGUCAGUAGAUGCUUUUGUUUUUGUGUAGAUUCCUAAGAGGAGCCCCGGGCAAGGACCACAUGGCCCGUGGUGGAUGUACUGUUGUUGGACUUGAUUCUGAACGCUGCUUCUUCAGCCCCCAAAAUAUGCUCUUUGAGCAGUCCUGGGUAGUUUGGGCCCUGUGCCCUGUCUUCCUAAGGUGGCUUUCUUAGGGUGGUCCCCCACUGAGUAGCUCCUAGCCUCUGCCUGCCCUCGGGCAUUGCUGUCAUCUUGCCAGGGGGGUAGGAUCAAGAGCCGCUUCUUGAGUCAGAAGCACAAACAAGAAGGUUCUAUGUCGCUUGUGGAUCUUUCUAGUAAGCCGCAGUCUAUCCAGAGCCACCAGCUGCUGAAGUCCCAGACUUAGUCACCUCCCAGCCCCCCAUCUCUCACCCUAGGGACUUGGCAGGCUGCACUGGGAGGUGAAAGAGCAGAUCCAAGGAAGGAGCCGGCUCGGGGAGAAAUAAGGCCACGCACACUUGCUGUCUUCAGUUUGUGUGUGAGGUCACAGGGCCGAUUGAUUUUUUUUACUGUUUCCCAGCAUCAUGAUGGGUGGUGAGAAAAUAUGAACACUGCAUCGUCAGACCUGAGCCACAGCCUCGGAAUGAAUUUGCUAAUGAAAGGCGAGCUCAGGGCACCCAUGCCCCGUGGUCCUCAUUCACGGCAGAGACUGUGGAAAAUGCAUGGGUUGCUUCUCCUGAAUCAGUCCCCAGUGGGUUUUAUAUUACACUUUACAAUCUGCGACAACCAUAAAUAAGUAUAGGUUUUUGUUAGGGCAGGCAGCUCUCCUCUCCACAUCUUAGAGCUGUAUCCUAAAAGAGGUCUGUUGAAAACUGGACUUCUUUGAUGCACCUCUGAGACUUACAUGUCUUAGUCACAUACCUCAGACUCAAAAGCCACCCAUCUCCAGAGUUUGGCCAAGGUGGCUCUAAGGUGUGACAGACACCUUGGGGUUAAAAACAGAGACUGGAGGCCAGGUGCGGUGGCUCUCACCUGUAAUCCCAGCAUUUUGGGAGGCUGAGGCAGGUGGAUAUAACCUGAGAUCAGGAGUUCGAGAGCAACCUGGCCAACAUGGUGAAAUCCCGUCUCUACUAAAAAUAGAAAAAUUAGCUGGGCAUGGUUGCGCAUGCCUGAAGUUCCAGCUACUCAGGAGGCUGAGGCAGGAGAAUCACUUGAACCUGAGAGGUGGAGGUUACUGUGAGUCAAGAUCACACCAUUGCACUCCGGCCUGGGCAACAGAGCAAGACUCUGCCUCAAAAAAUAAAUAAUAAGAGGCUGGAGACCCCUCUGGUUGCAUACAAACGGCUCACACAUACAGAUGGCUUGGUUUGGGGUUACCCACUUCUUAAUUUUCAAAAAGUAUGAAUGAAGAUGUCAACAUUUUCCAAAUCAGGAAGUGUACGUCAAAAUCCAGAUAUCCAGCUUCUCUUGAAGAACUGGAGACUGUGGCCAUGCUGAGGUCCGUGUUCUCACACAGCAGCAGUAGUCAGGAAAAGCUGGGAUCUGUGCCUUCUGGUUUUCCCCAGUCUCCACCAGUCCUGGCCGUCUCCCUGGUACAGAAGCUGAAUGUCCCGUGAACUGUGUUUAUGAGCAUGCCUGCAUUGUUGUUUUAAUAGAAGAGAAUGGUUUCUCAGUGUGCAUGUGUCUAUUAAAUAAGGGGAAACAGAUGACAGACAGAGAGGACCACUGGCGUUUUACCUCUGGCCCCUCCUCAUUACAUUACCCGGCUGGCUAGCCUUGCCCUGUCUGUGAUUUUCAAAAGUAGGAUCCACAGAAGUGUCUAGAAAGGGGAGGGGAAGCCCCUCCUUGGUAAGGCUUCGUGCCAGCCCCAGGCAAUUCCGUUUUCAUCUCAUGUAUAAAUUGGAGUUUCACUAUUUAGAAACAGUGUUUGAAAAGGGCUGUCAUAGGGCAUUAUCUUUGCAGAAUGAGGUUCCAUCUGCAUUCAGGAAGCUGUAUAUUCCAUGAAGCUACUUUCAAAGACAUGCCCCAAGAGGGUUCAUGGGACAGAAACCUGGCAGGUGAAUUGGUGUGUGGUGUAGGUCACCUGGUACAGUUUUCCCUUGUGGUCUUGGCUCCUAGGAAGCUCAGAGUUGAAUGGUAACAUUAACUUCACAUAGCUUGAAGGCUUUCUGAUGUAACUUUUCACCUUUUAUUUUUGGGCUCUUAUCAUUUACUUUUUGUUUUAUUGGCUUUCGGUAUUUACUAUCUAUGGCAUUCAGGUUUGGGUUUUAAAAUGUAACAUAAGCCAUCUCAAACCCUUCUUGGAAACAAGCAGUAUAUAAGUGCAUCUGUAGGGGAUGAGGCAGCAGGGUGAGGUUAAUGCUUUUGAGUAGAGUGGAGAAUCCCCAAAUUGAAUUCAAAGCCAACUGGGUUCCUUCCCUUUCAGCUCCCUAAAAGGUCCCUGUGGAAUCCCCUAUAAGCUCAGGUAGUUUUCACAUCUUCCAAGGGUGGAUUUGUUUUUUGAGCCUGAAAUAGUUGCACUUCAGUCACAUGGCCAGUAUCCUCAGAGUAAUCAUCACAUGCAAUGCAGCACCAACUCCAGGCAGGCCACAGAGGCAGAAGGGCCUCCCCGCUCCCUUGGAGAUUCAGAAAACUUUUGGUGCAAGCCCGCUAGUUUUUGCGCCUGCACACAUCAAAGCCCUUCCCACCCUUUAGUCUCUCUUGGGCCUCGCUCUUUCUGGGUCUUUUUUUAUUUUUUUAUUUUUUGAGAUGAAGUUUCACUCUGUUGCCAGGCUAGAGUGCAGUGGUAUGAUCUUGGCUCACUGCAACCUCCACCUUAUGGGUUCAAGCAGUUCUCCUGCCUCAGCCUCCCAAGUAGCUGGGAUUACAGGCGCACACAUCCACGCCUAGCUGAGUUUUUGUAUUUUAGUAGAGACCAGGUUUCACCAUGUUGGCCAGAAUGGUCAAGAUUUUCUGACCUCAUGAUCUGCCCACCUUGGCCUCCCAAAGUGCUGGGAUUAUAGGCAUGAGGCACAGUGCCCAGCCUCUUUCUGGGUCUUAACCAUUGUGUUUAAUUUCUGUGGCUUGGUGUGAACCCAGACAAAAACUCUGCCCCAUCUUUGCUUUCUACCCAGAAAGUCCGCUUGCAACACAUGGGAAAGAGUUGGCCAAGUGUUUCCUAAAGAUUUGAGGGGUCAUGGGGUGGGUCACCUCCCACCUCACUUGCCACUUUCCCUCUUUAUCUUCAGCCCACCACACCCAGAUUGGGGCAGGUUUCUGUGCACCAGAAACCCUGGGAGCCAGCCAGUCCCUUGUCCCUAGGGGACUUAACUCACAUCCUGCAUUAAGAAAGUUUUUUCCCUAACUGUAUCAGUUAAGAUUAAGUUCAACUACAUAGUAAAGAUAAAGUCAAAAGGGAAGUUCAUUUCCCUGUCAAAUAAAAGAAGCCUUGUAGUCAAGAGCUAACACAAAGGCAUCAGGGACCCAGACUCCUUCCUGUUCAAUGCUCUACUGUCCCUAAUGUGUGAUUCAUCCUCAUAGCUCAGGGUAGCAGCUGGAGUUCCAGCCAUCGCUUCCAUUUUCCGGGAAGCAGAAUGGAGGAGGAUAUACCCACUUUUCUUUUAGAGAGCCUUCCAGGAAAUCCCACAUGCCACAUUCAUUUCUGUCUCACUGGUCACCACUUAGUCACUUGGUCACGCCUACCUUCUGGGUUCUGUAACUGCAGCUGAAAGGGAGAAUGAGUGUUGAAAGACAGCUAACAAUGUUAAGAACACUGCCCAAAAUCCUCUUCUUUUUGCUUUUUUUAAAAGCCUUCCCAAUAAAGUGAACAAAACUCUCUUAACCCAGAAAAUUCCAGGUGCUAGCUGUUAAUGUAAUGAUAAUCAUCACUAAAUAUCUAAACAUCUUUAAGGUCCAAUUUCUUAUGCCUUACUAGGGUAAGCCAACUCCUACACAACCGUCAAAGCCCCAAGGCUGGGCAGAGCUGCUACAGGAGCACAGGGAGAGAACAGUUAACCCCACCUGAUGCAAAGACCCCUACCAGGCUGGUGCUGAGCUGUGUGAGCCAUGAAGAAUGGGGCAGGGAUUUGUAAAGACAGAAAAGAAGCAAGAGAGAACAGCCUAGCAGAGGUUGAAAGCAAGUGGUUCUUGCUAGGAAGUCUGAGGACUGACCUAGGUUGCUGGAGGCAGAUCACCGUAUUUCCACAUCCCCACUCCCCCUACACACACCCAGUGAUUCUGGGGCUGUAGGAGGGCCUUGACUCCAAGGGUCUCUGGGGGUUCGAACUUCCCUGAGUCGUAUGGAUCUGACCAACAAUCUAGGCAGAAAAAGCUGAGAUUAUCAAUUCAGAUGCCUGCAUGGCCAGACAAGUUGCAAGAGCAGGAAACCAGCUCUGCUUAUCUCCCUCCUGUUGCUGUCCCGGUAGGAAUGGGAGCCCAUAAAGCCAGAUCUUUUCAUCUUUUAAGAAACCAGAAAUCCUUGUCUGUGCAUAAAAUCUCCCAACGUGUCAAUGGCGAUACCUCCAGCAAGCACACACAUCAUGUAAAUAAGCAAAGCAAAGCUCGUAUGCAACCCUAGGCCACCGCUGGCCAGCUCUGAAUCUUGAAUCACAUGGUAAAGCGAUUCUUGUGGGGAAAGCUUAAAGACCCGGAGAAGAGGAGGAGGGGGUCAUGUCCAAGGUCUCAAAGUUAGUUUGGCCAGAGCUUGGACGCAAACCUGGGGUUCUGACUCCAAGCCCAGUGCUCCUUCUAUCAGUGGGCCUAAAAAUAAAAGACUGACCUUUUUGUGGUAUUUUUGGGCUUGACAAAUGCCAGAACAUUAUUCCUUAGUUCAUCUUCCCAAAAUAACUGGCUACACACAGCCAGAGGGCAACAGGAAGAUCCUGGGCUGCCCCCCAUGAAACUGGGCCCUCCUGGGAUGCAGGGGAUGUGUCUCAUCUUGGGCAUAGGUCCCCCCACUGUUGGAGCAGCCUUCCUGGCCCUGCUCUUGGUGAGUCCAGGAGAGAGAGCCUCAGAGGGCAGAACAGAUCUCAGGAUGUUAGGAUCGGGAGCUUGAGUCUGUCCAGCCCCCAGGCAGCUUGUGUUCCUUCCAUCAUCCUCCCUUUUUUUUUUUUUUUUUUGGUUUAAAAUCAGGUUUAUAAUAGGAGUCCUGGAAAAUUUAGACAAGCACAAAAAAUAACAACAAAACUCUGCCAUACAACUACCUGGUUCUCUCACUGCAUCGGCUUCAAUCCCUCCAGUCUGCUUUCUCUGCCCUGGACAAGAAAGCAUGAAUUUUUUUUACAAGAGCAGGAACAUAUGGGACAUGCUUUUUCUAACCUUUUUCAUUGACUCCAUCUCGAGUGUUUCCCCCGAUGCUUAAUCUUCUCUUACCAGCAUCUUGGUUGGCAGCAGGGAAUUUCAUCAUCUAGAUGGAUUAGAAUUCACUUAGCCUUGCCCCAGUUCUUGGACAUGUCAGCCGUCUUCUGUUCUCUGCUCUGCACACCAGUAGGUUGACUGCCCUUGUAGUUUGGUAUGUGGAUCUCCCCAGUGUCAUCUGCAGGUGUGGAAUUGGUCAGAUGGUGUGAAAGGCUGUGCAGUCGCAUAUAUACAUUUUGCAGGAUGUCCUUGAAACAUACCCAGGAAGCACCAAGAGUGUUUUCUGGAGAGGAUCUCAGGGAGGCCUGUUUGCCUGCAUCCCUGUCCCACAAUCUAUGGCUCAUCUGUGUGUUUGCACAUACCUGACAGCCCGUAUGUGUUUGAUUCAUGCACCAAAAGCCUCUGGCAACUCCACCAAAGCUAGUUCAUCAAGGACUGCCUGGCUGAGAUGAAGCAGGAACCAGAGGACAGGGUGCUCCAGCCAUGGGUGUUCAUCUUAAAUUCUCACCAGCGCCCUCCUGAUUCUCUGAUGUGCUGCCACCUAGAUUUGGGGAAAAGCCUCUUGAAACUGCAGGUGGGAGGCCUUGGGCAUCCAGCAAAAAAAAAAGAAAAAAACUCACUUUUUCUUCUUUCCCUUUCUGAUCUCAUUGCCACUGGGAAAGGGAGAGAGAGUGGAAAGGAGGGAGGUGGGAUUUUUAGUAGUAGCAGGUGAGGGAGAGAUGUGUUCAGUUACCUCUGCUCAGCUAGACCCUGCAAAUGGGUGGGAUCAGAGGUUGGUGAUACUUUUUUCUGUGCUCAGUACAUGCAGAUUUUACUGCUGAUCUGUGACUUGAUCCCAACCCAUUCCCAAAAUGAAAGAACUUAAGCAUCCUGACCAAAGUGCCAGCUUCUCAUCUGCUGCCCAACAUGUCCCACUACAGAUGAUUUUUGAUAAUAAACCAGGGUGUCUUCUUAGAAAGGGCAUGUGACCACCUUGGCAACAGCCGCGUCGUUGAUCCAUUCCAGCCAGGGUUGUUAUGGGGAGCAUACAAGGUGUAAUCCCAACUCUGUUAUGACUCUGGCUGGCCCUCUGUUCUUGGCCCUGAUAAAUAGGGAGCUCGGGAAAAGCCAUCUUGACAUUUUGAUUUAAGGGGUAAUUCAUUUUCAAGGCAAGUAAACAGCUUGUAAACUAGGGGGUUCACUGCUCUAAGUGAUUAAGAAGUGAACAGCUAUCAAACUGGUUUCAUGAGGCUGUGGCUGAGUGUCCCCAAGGAAUCUUCCUGCCCGGUGUUUGGAUUUGCCAGAUGUUUGCCAUAGGUCAUCCGAGCGGGCCCCCGACACACACACACAAUAUAUCACAUCGUACCUCUUCCUGAGAACUCCAGCUACAUUCAUCCUGCCUUUCUCUCCGCAAGCGGAUCUCUGCGGUAGGUGCGGGCAGGAAAUACCCUCCGUACAAGAGGAGCUGGUGCUCAGGAUGGCCACCUCGCUCGGUGACUAACCCUGUCCCCAGUGGGCCCCACACACUCGCCGUUAUGGUCAAUGCUUGUUACAUCAUCCCCAAAACCCAACUCGUGGUAUAAUAGGACCCCUGCCUUUUAAGGAACUGCUCUUUAGACAAUAAUGCCUUCACAUGGACCUGAGUACAAAUAUCUCCUCCUUGAUGGCCAGAAGAAGAGUCCUGCUAAGCCCUAGGCCGGAGAGUCAGAGCCGCAGGUCCCACCCCUAGGUGAAAGGAAGCAGGCUGAGGGACAUCAGGGACAUGUUCAUGGUCCCACAGCUGGUAAGUGAGCAGAGGAGGGCUAACCCCUGGUACCAGAACCUGGGCUUCAUCACCUGCACCAGAUGGGCCCACUGCUUCUGUCCAGAGCCAGGUAACAGGUAACCUGGCAAAAAAAAAACACAAAAACUUUUAUUGAUUUAUUUUGAGAAAGAGCCUCACUCUGUUCCCCAGGCUGGAGUGCAAUGGCACGAUCUUGGCUCACUGCAACCUCUACAUCUCAGGUUCAAAUGAUUCUCCUGCCUUAACCUCCUGAGUAGCUGGGAUUACAGGUGCCCACCACUAUACCCAGCUAAUUUUUUUUUUUGUAUUUUUAGUAGAGAUGGAGAUUUACCAUGUUGGCCAGGCUGGUCUUGAACUCCUGACCUCGUGAAUCAUCCGCCUCAGCCUCCCAAAGUGCCGGGAUUACAGGCAUGAGCCACUGAGACUGGCCUAAAAAAACCUUUUAGUCUUUGCAGGCCAUGUGGUCACUAUGGCAACUGCUCAACUCUGCCACUGAUGGAGAAAGCAGCCAUAGUCCGAGUAAACAAAGGACUGUGGCUUGUUCCAGUAAAACUUCACUUAUCAAACAGGCAGCAGGCUGUAGGAAAACCCUGCCAGCACCCUGUUGCCUCUCUGAGUUUCAAGAAAGGUGAGGUCAGGGCCUGAAGGGCCUUCUGGAAGUAGUGUCAGUGGAGAGCUGGACCAUGCGAGGUUCAAGCAGAGCAGGUGGUAUGAAUGAGGUCCGGGGCUGGCUGUCGUGAAUGCAUUUGCUUGAGGAGUGGCAAGGCCUGGGGUAAUGACCAAGAGGGUUGAGAUUCCCUCUCUCAUCUGGAAGGACUCGCCCACCCCCCGCAUAUCUCCACCUCAAUUUGGGGCUGUUUCUGUACUACGAAAACCAUCACCACGGGUCCUGCCCAGCUCCUAAGGACUGAAGUCGUGGCUUGCAGAAAACCACGUAUCCACUGGAAGAGGGGCCCCUGGCCCGGAUAAAAGGGAUUUUGACUUAUCAUAAAGAACACAUAAGGCCAGGUGUGGUCGCUCACACCUGUAAUCCCAGAACUUUGGGAGGCCAAGGCAGGAGGAUCACUUGAGUCCAGGAGUUCAAAACCAGCCUGGGCAAUGUAGUGGGACCCCCAUCUCUACAAAAAAAAUAAAAAUUAGCCGGGCAUGGUGGCACAUUCCUGUAGUCCCAGCUACUCAGGAGGCUGAGGCGGGAAGAUCACUUGAGCCUGGGAGCUCAAGGUUAUGGCGAGCUGAGAUCACACCACUGCACUCCGGGCUGGGCAAGAAUGAAACCCUAUCUCAGAAAAACAUAAAGAACAAACAGGUGUACUGAGCUCUCACCAUGUGCCACACCCUGUGCUGGGGCUUGACAAAAGUUACCUCAUUUUAUCCCCACAAUAGUGGGGUCAUCAGAGUAGGUAGUGAUACCUCCUGGUUGUAGCUGUUAGAGACUCAAGAGAAACACAAUAGCUGUCCAUGUGUCUGGUGCUUCAUGCGGGAAGCAGGGUUGCGCCUAGGUCUGAGUGUCUCCAAGAUGAGGAGACAUCCCCGCUGGGUCAGUUUACCAUGGAAAGGUGCGGCAGAGCCCACCUCCAGGUCCCAGAGUUGCUGAGGGCCAUUUGAGACCGUCAUCGCUAGCUCUUCACCAGAGCUUUCGUUGUUCCUGAACCUGGAUUUCCUAGAACCUCAAGGGCGGAGCACAUUCUCUGUAAAGAAAAUCCAGGGCACUCCCCCCCUGCCUGGACGUGACUCCAGGGCUUGAGUCAGGUGCCCUUCCUUGGGCACCAUCAGCAGGGACCCUGAGCCUCUACCGUGAGGGCAUGUGGCAUCCCUGGGUGAACUUGCCACGGUGACACAGCUGGCGAGCUGCUGAGCUAGCAUCAGACACUUGGAUUUAUGACUCAUGGCCCCACUCUCGGCUCUGUGGCUGGUUAUACUCUUUUCCUUGAAUACCCUCCAAAUGGGGCUGGGUCAGACCCACGACCAGCAAGGUCAGCCUGUUCCAGCGAACAGAGCAGGACUUCCAAGGGACUGGGGUUGCGUUGCUCAGCGGGACAUUGAGGCCCCCGGGCCUGCUCUUUGCUUCCAUU